AUGGGCAAAGUAGAGAAAACAAGAUUGCAAGAGACCAUUAGUGGCCUCGUCUUCUACAGUCGGUACGUGGAUGAUAUCUUCUGUCUGGCGGAUGGUACCACUGAUACCGAGGAGCUUGUCCAAAAGUUCAACAGUGCGCACCCCUCGCUAAAGUUCACCGCAGAGGCCGAGGCAGAUAACGAACUUGCCUUUCUCGAUGUCCUUCUGUGCAGGCAAGAGGAUGGGUCUAUCCAGCGCAGGGUGUUCCGAAAGAAAACCUAGACGGGACAAUACGUUAAUUUCCGUAGUUUUGUUCCCCUAAACAUCAAACGAAAUUUACUCCAGGGAUUGGCGGCUAGAGUGAGACGCAUCUGCUCACCUGAAGCUAUUGAAGAAGAACUCCAACAGCUGCGGAACACACUUCGGGAGAACGGAUACCCAGAUCGAUUUAUCCUCCGAAAUAUUGGGGACGCGCCAAAAAGCCCACUGUUGCGACUGCGGAAAAGAAAGAUGUAUUCACAAAAUUGCCUUUUGCAGGAGACGCAGAGAGCGAACUAGUCAGACGACGCUUAACUACAGCUAUCACGAGGGCAUUCCCGCGGCGAAUUUACGCGUAUGCUUCACAAACUCUCUCCUCCUACGUUUGGGGGGUAAAGACAGACUACCGUUGGAGGCCACAUGAAUGUGCAUUUACUCAUUCACUUGCUCCUGUGGAGCAGGAUACAUCGGCCGCACAACGAGACGCCUGGAAAAGAGGGUGUGUGAACAUAUGCCCGCCUAGCUAGACAGAGGUGAGACCCGGUCGAUUUCGAGUUCUAUUCUCGCACAUUUAGUCGAUACGAAUCACCAAGUCGAUGCCAAGGAAGCAUUUCAGAUUGUCUACCGGACACCAACAUGCUUCUCUAAAGGCCCACGCCAACGGAUACUACCAACGGCCGAGGCAGUAGCUAUACGGCCAGCGAAUCCGGUGUUACGCUGCCAGAAACUCCUGACACACGCGCUCUCUCUGCCGUGGCCAACGCCAAUCCCAAGUGAUGACGACAUGCCGUCUUAAAUCCCUAAUUACAGUGAUGAGUACUCCGUGUACUCAAUCCAAGAACAUCACUCAAAGGCUCCCUUACCCCCUCCCCUAGCUCUGAGGACCAACACCCACCGACCUUGUCAUGCAGGCGGCGUGGGGAUGAUGAGUGUUAAUGACUUACUAGCCCUUGAGUCAUCUAUAAACACUGUUGGUUUUGUACAUUUUCAUUCCUUCAUGUAAUUGUAUUGGCCUGACGAAGAAUUACCGAAAACACGUGUUUGCCAACUUGACUUUUCAAAUCAAAGAUUAGACUGGCUUGUCAGCACCCAGCCCUAGUGCUGUCUGUUACUCAGAGUCAAUAAGGCGUCAGUACCGGCAUGCCUGGCAUAAGCUGAGUUCUUAAUUAGUGUCUUAUGUGAGAGCGAUUCACGAAGUCGGAACCUUCGAGGACACUUCAGACACUUUGUCGAACGCUGUUGCCUUAUCACCGGCGUCUGGAUGCGUUGAAGAGAGGAGUUGGCGAGAGAGAGAGAGAGAGAGAGAGGCAGAUUUUCUCGUGUUUUAAUAUGCAGCAGUUAAGGCGUUGGGCUUCUGACCAACAGGUCGCCAGAUCGGGACUCAGGGGUAUCAGAACCUGGGGCUGGUUAUGGCUGGCUGGUGAUGAUGAUGACUAAUAAGCCAGUAGAAAUGGCAAUUUCAGUCUCUCUAGUUUUUGUCGGUAAUGUUAUUCUGUCUAGAUUACUAGCUGUUGCGCGACUGCUGGCCGGGCUCGAGAUUGAGUAUUAGGGCACAAAGCGAGACGUGUGUGUGUGUCCAAUAUCGCGAUCGGUGAGCGCCCCCCUAUAUCACUAAAUAUUAUUUCGUUUUCUUUUAAAAAACCAGGAUAUUAUGAGAAGGCAAAAGGAGGUGGGAAUAAGAAUGUACUAAACAAAAACGCCAGGUCUACGGUUGAGAAGCAGAAGGCAGGAGUAAACGUCGAAUCUAAUGUGGUAUUGUUCUACGCCUGUUUAAAAUUGCUUCAGCGUGAAUAUGAGAGGAAAUAUGACGGUGGGUAUCAGCUGGCUAUCGGCUAACAGUGCUUAAUUUGUAGAAAUUCCAAGUGAAGAGGAGUAGAGAAAUGACAGGAUCUAAGUCCACCCGUAUUAUGGGUGGUAUGGAGAACUAGUUUUGGGGGGUAGUUGUAAGUCGCUCGGACCAUCACAUGGAUGGCGUAACUACCGAGUCUCGUAACUCCUAGAAGGAUAAAUCAAAUUGCGAUAAUGAAGGACCUCUCGUGUCAGAUCUCAACUAGUAGCUACGAGUUCCCAUUUGACUCAAGACCGCCUUCCUUGCUGUCGAAUGCCGUCAACAUUUGGUUAGCCGUCACCGAUGUCACAGGUGGUAUCAUUAUUAUUAUUACUGUUGCUGCUACUACUGGCGUAGCUACUACUACUACUACUACUACUACUACUACUACUACUACUACUACUACUACUACUACUACUACUACUACUACUACUACUGAUGUUGUUGUUGUUGCUGCCGCUACCAGUACUACUAGCGAUGCUAACACGACUAGUUUUAAAGUAAAACCGACCGCACACUAUUAUAAGAAUAUAAUAAAUACAGCUAUUAACUCAAUUUCCAGCGUUGGACGCGGCACCUGCGAGUAUUUGUUGAUACUCCAGUUGCAUUUACCUGAAGCUUAAAGUCAAGGAAGGCAGUCGUGCGCGUGAGCCAAAUUUAACAGCCAGAGUUUUGUUCUUAUGUGUAAGUCGAUCAGAUGCUAGUACGGGAUACCCUGUUUUCUUUUCCCCCACGGAACUUCUAGCCUGAGUGUGGGUCACGUUAAUCGCAGUGCUGAUGGGAGCAGUAGGUACUGCUUCACACAACUGUCACCGAUUUUUAUUCUCCCUUACUUCCCCCCUCCUCCCCCCUCCGCCCGAUGCCUGUCGUGGACUGGACAUCUCUGUCCAACCCAAGUUGAACUCAAUUAAAGAGGACAAGCUAGGACAGGGGGCUUCCGACAGAUGACAUACAAGGGGCCGACUGCUAGCGGCCGUCAAGGUCGGGAGAGAAAGCGGACAGUUGUGAAACCUGCAGCCUCACAAGGUCAUCCUAACGACACACGCAUCUAGGUCUACGAGAUUUGCCCUGCGCGUAGGGCAGCGAAGAUUCCUAUGUUAGAAAGCAAUUCAUGCAAAGAAGAAGGUUUAAUCUUGACUAUGUCUUGACAUCGGAGUCUGCUGGGUGAGGGAGGUGGGAGAGUGCGGUAGGUGCUUCGUAAGUCCUCCCCACUAUAAACUAAUUCGUACGCAGGUAAUCGGUACUGAGCCCGCUCCGUGGGGUACACAGUGGCCAUCUUUACUCGCGACGUUCGAACCGAUAUCACGUAGACCGAAUUCAUCCAGUCCAGUCAUUGGCAGGUCUGGCGUCUUGCAUGACCGUCUUCGCGGAGGCGCCGAAAAUUUGACCGAAUUUUGGUUCUCAUUUGACAGACUCGGACAUGAUUUCAGAGUGUCCGAAAAUGGUCAUAUCUGUUCUGCUGACCCAACCAUUCAUCUCUUCCUUCGAACUCCUGCUCAUCUUCGUCACUGUCAAUUCGUGCAGUUAAUAGGAAGGUCCCGCAGUAUUUCAGACCUUUGUCUUAGUCAUCCUCUUCAAUAAAAAUGUGAGUAGUCUGCGCUGUUAAUGUGGUAAUUUCGGGAUCCGCCCCCUAAAACGAGACACGCGGUAGAUACGCCGGACCAACACGAAGGCCACAUUGGUGUCUGGUGGGUGUUCUGAGGAAUACGAACCCAUAACAAAAACCAACAUCUCGGGGUGCGGUUGCAGACCCAGUUACGGGCGCACGUCGUGCUUACUGGGAUCCGUGCCGCCUCUAUUUUUUGUUGCAACACAAAAUCCUGGACCAGGGGUUGUGGUGGUGAGCGUUUCACUGUGCCGACCACCUGUGGCUUCUUCCACCUCCGGUCUUGACACCGGACCCAGGCGCAAGUCACCGUCCCUGCUUUCAUCCCACUGUGGAGCACGCGGUGGAUAUCGUCGAAAUCGAUGGUCGAACCGACGAGAGAUUCUCCCAGGCGACCGAUGUGUCGACAGAUUAUUUUCAGUCAAAUGAGUUUGUUAGGCCAGAAGAAAUUCGGCCGCAUUAGUGUGCUUCCUGUUGGGCGGUCGGGGGGUUGGGCGGGCGAGAGGACGGUAUUUUUUUUCUCAUAUUUUGAGCAGUCUAGACAUACUGUCAAAACCAACCUUCGUUAUCUGUUUGAACCGCUGACUAAUGAGUUGCUGUUGUCAUGGCAAGCAAGCCGUUGUAAAGGCCACGGUGGGCGUCAUGACGAUGACAGCUUCAUCGUCUGAUGAGAUACUCAAUAGGAAGCGAUGGCUUUAUAAAUAUGCUCCUGUGCAAAGGGGACCAUUCAUCGUAUUCUGACACUACUACUACUACUACUACUACUACUACUACUACUACUACUACUACUACUACUACUACUACUACUACUACUACUACUACUACUACUACUACUACUACUACUACUACUACUACUACUACUACUACUACUACUACUACUACUACUACUACUACUACUACUAUGGAAGGGUGCAAAUUCUCAGUAACUGACCGACUUUGGGUGGUUCUUAUUUCCAGCUGCGCACACCAGUCACAGUGAAAAGAAUUCGUCGCGAAACUGUCAGACACGGGAAUAUGGACUUCCCCCGCACUACAGGCGGCUUUGUGGUAAAUUCCAGGGCGCAACCAUACCCGUGUUCUAUGUCUGAUCCCAACUCCAACAAUAGCCAUCACAACUUUCACCCCAAAUCUCCUAACCUAAAUCCUAACACAAAACCUGAUUUCCCCUACAUUUUUGCGCAAGGCCUCUUGCGUGCGGAAUAUCUAUUCAUUUAGACAGUUUCUUACUGUGCCCCUUGAAGCGCACCUUGCGGUUUCGCCGUUUAUCUAGGUUCUUCCAGAAUCGCUGCACACGUAUAAUUGUGCGCAUAGAUAAUAAGAUACGGGAAUUUGUCUGGAACGCGUAGGAUAAGUUCAGCCCACCAAAACCGAACCCGGAGAUAGCUGACUCAACUUCCUAGAAAUCAAACAGCCAAAGAUUAAAAGAACUUAAAUUUUCUAAAUUCUCACAAUCUCUCCUCCGAUGUGCUCACACGCGGUAUAUAUGUUGGACCAACACGGGGGCCGUAUCGCUGUCCGGCAGGCGUUAUGAGGAAUGCAUUUAUUAUUGUUGCUCCUAAAGUAUACAGUGCGUGACCUAUCUCAGGAAAUGUUGGCUGAAAUUCUGAAAUGCGUUUUCGUUUAGGAAGGAUUACUUGGUCGCGGUUGUGACACUGAUUAUCUUAAGGCAUACUCUUAUAACAUUUUGGACUCGGCAGGAUGUCGGCUUUUAAAUGCACUUCUGUUCAAUCUCCUUUAGAUAGCGUGCUCGGUAACAAAUGACUACUUAAGUAGCAUGCAUUUUUCCCAUUGAUUUUCGAUGGUCUUGGAAAUUCAAAUAUAUUUUAUAGAAACCACAAACACAAAUAUGCUUUCUUUUAGUCAAUCAAUAGAGAAUCACCUCUUCUUUAUAUUUUAUACUUAAGAAAGGAGUAUAAUUAGGUUUUAAAAAAGUUUCUAAUUGUGAGACUUUUUAAGUCCGCGAAAUGUCCAUUCACAUAGCAUCGUACCUGUCCGUUUACCACUGCUCCUCAUGAAAUGUACAACAUGGUCCGCAUCCAUUGCAAAAUUUUAUGGACCCUGUAUGAUAUCUCUUUAAUGACAUAGAAAAAUAUGGGAUUUUAUUUACGCGGAACGCAUGCACCUUGUAGAGUGUAAUCACUAAGCGCUAAUGUAACGAAUGAUCAGGCUGCAAAUUUUUCGGCAAUUAGAAAACUUUUUUAAAACCUAAUUAUACGCCUUCUUUAUGUAUAAACUAUAAAGAAGACGUGAUUCUCUAUUGAUUGACUAAAAGAAAGCAUAUUUGUGUUUGUGGUUUCUAUAAAAUAUAUUUGAAUUUCCAAGACCAUCGAAAAUCAAUGGGAAAAAUGCAUGCUACUUAAGUAGUCAUUUGUUACCGAGCACGCUAUCUAAAGGAGAUUGAACAGAAGUGCAUUUAAAAGCCGACAUCCUGCCGAGUCCAAAAUGUUAUAAGAGUAUGCCUUAAGAUAAUCAGUGUCACAACCGCGACCAAGUAAUCCUUCCUAAACGAAAACGCAUUUCAGAAUUUCAGCCAACAUUUCAUGAGAUAGGUCACGCACUGUACAGUGUGAUUAAAAUCCACCGCAAACCGUUAUACACCACUACUCCAAAUUCAAACCCCAGCCUAGGCUUGACAACCCUGGUUCCAAGAAGAACUCUACUAACGCCGGUUAUAACCGCUGCCAAAACCCUAACCUUCAGCCCAAAAAGGGCAAAAUGGGAGCCAGGACCCGUAUUACAGGUGGCGGGGGGGGGGGGGUUGCUUACUGGGGCUAUUUUGUGGGGCUCCAUAAUCACAUCUGACCCAUUUGGCUUCCGUUUUACGUUUGAGGUUAGGACUAGGGUACCGGUUAAUGGUUUCCGAUUUUCGGGUUAAGGUUAUGCCUUUAGGUUUAGGUUUUCAGAUUACGGUUAGGGUUUGAGCGUACGAUUAGGUUUCAGUAUUACGGUUGGGUUUUUCUUAGUUACGGCUAUGUCUAAGGGCUACGGUUACGUUUACGAUUUCGAUUAGGGCUGCCGUUAGGGUUAACGGUUAACGUUUACGGUUGAGGUUAGGGCUAAGGUUAGGACUAGAGUUAAGAUCGCCGUCCGCUUUCCCAUUCCUGGCUGCCAACUGCGAACUAGCCACGGGUAAAUCUAAUGUCCAUAACGCUGCUGGAGGUCGGGAUCCUCUUCCCGCAUAACCUUUUUCGCAACCCAGUGCCAUGUAUACCGGCAAUAAUCACAUCUAAAUGAGUGGGAUGAGAAGGUAUGUAUUUGCCCAACCACCCAGGGCGGUUACAUACCCUACCCUUACCGACAUUUCUCCGGCGUUGCUCUCUGUGUUGUCGGGUCGCAAGUCGCUGCGGCAUGCCCUUAACCAUUGCCGGCCCGUCAACAAGGUCAGAACGGCCAGUGACACACAAGUAGAAGGGACAACUGUCCGCCUUGAGGUGGGUACUAAGCAAGCACCUGUAGUCUUCGAGACAGAUUAUUUUGCCGCUCGGCACGCCCUGGAGGCAGUGGGCAGCUGUUGUUACCGGGAGAAGGAUAAAGAACUGAUGCUCCAAUCACCAUAAUCAUCGUCGUUAUCACCAUCCUUCUCCACGUCGUCUAAUCACCGUAGUUGUCCCCCCCCCUCCACCCCUUUUUUGCCGCCCUCGACACACACACACGCACAUAACAUGUGCUUGAGCGUCACCUGUUGCUGAAGUACGUGUGUGUUCGCGCUGGACGAUCUACUGCUAGGAAGCUGGCUGCUGCCGCUACGCGCGAGCCACAGCCUGCAGAAAAAGCGAUGGCGGUGGCCGACGGCAGGGGGGACAGGAGGUCUUGACUGACAGCAACACUUGUUCGCCCGGGAGCAGGCUGCCGAACCUCGGUGUGGGCAGUGGAGGAGCGCGCGAGGCCCUGAUUGGCUGUCGGGCGUCCGUACGCGCGCGUGCCGGUGGCAGGCCGGAGCAGGUGUUCGCAGCCAUCACGCGCACACACCCCAGUACUCGUGUCCUGCGUCGGCACUGUUUUCUACCUGACUGUACGGUGCUGCUGCUGCUGCUGCUGUUUUUCCCUUGUCCUCUUCCCCCGCCCCUUCCUCCGCGACAGUUGGAGAGCGCACCCACACGCGGAGAAACUGUGUCGCAUUUAUCACCCGCAGAGCUGCUGGUUGAACCUAGACGUGCCUACGGGUGUGCAUGCAGACGCUGUCCGACGCAGUAUGUCGGCCAAGUGCACCUCUGGGUGGUGGGCGAGGGAGUGCGCGGAGGUGGACGACAGCCAGUGUAAAUUCCACACGGGCGCAAUUAUGUACGAGAUAGAAUCCGCAGUCCUGGACAUCAGAGCCCACUUUUAUUUAGGGGAUCGUUAGCCGAGGAAGCGGAUACAGUGUAGACUACGAAGGAACACGCACGCGCUUAGUCUCCCAGGCCAGCGCAAAUGUCUUAUUUAAGUGUUUGCUGGAUUGAAAAUUUUAUGCCGUUGUAUUUGUGGGAGAUCUGACCACUGAGGCAGAAAAUUGUGCAAUAUUGCUCUCAAAAAAGGCAUAUUCUUCUCUCAGGGAGUAAGGUAGUUUACUGAAGCCUGGUAGUCACCAUUUUAUGAAGUGAAACUGACCACAGCACAGCGGACAGGUUGCGCAAUUCAUUCAGGAUUGCGAGUAGGGCUCGUGAGGGGUAAAUGACGGUUUUAACGCUAACCGCACUACUGCAUGCACGGCUGCAAAAACGCAGAGCCUCCGCGACCAGUUUGUGCAAAAUGGCUAUCCGAAGGCAUUCAUAAGUCGCUGCCUACGCGGUCGCCCCCAGAGGACCCAAACAUAAACACCAACAGCGAUAUGGAAUUCUCAGCCGUACAUGAAGGACGUUUCAGAAGCAGCUGGACACAUUGCUGAGGAGCUAGGUGUUGGAAUUGCAUACUGUCCCAAAUCUACCAUGCGCAGUAGGAUCAUGAAAAUUGAAGGCCGAUUAAAGUCUGAGGAGCAAUCGGGAGUAGUGUAUGGCCACAUGUGCCAGAACGUUCCUUGUAACUACACAGGCCAGACUGGACGCAAACUCGGAUGACGCAUACCCGGACAAAAGCUGGCUGUGCUACGAGGCGGCGCAUUAUCACAAGUGGCAUGAGUUUAACUUUGCAGCGGCCAGCAUAGUCGCCCACGCACUAAACGAAACAAGCCGAGAAGCCUGGGCCUCGGAUGAGAACUCGGUCGAUCGAUUUAUCGAUCUGGCGCAGUCACCUCCAGUCUUGCGCCGUCGGUCGAUGAUUGGCUUGCACACUCUACAACUGUCCCUUGUUCUGUUGCUGCUACUACCACCGACGAUGGACCCCUGCACGAGUUCGAAAGCUCAUAACAAUAAACCAAGUUUUCCGGUGCUCGGCCAUCUUUUUUCUUCAUUUAAUUUUCUGCGUUAAAGUGGAGUAAGAGCAACCUCCUCUGCCCUCCGAAAUCAACCUCCAGACCACCCUGUGGCCCUUGAACGCGACAACCCAUUAUGACAGUUCGACCAUCAACUCCGACUGUGUCCACCGUGCACCCCACAGCAGGAGGAGGGUGGGGGGCGCAGAGACGGUGAUUUGCGCGUGGAUUAGUUUGUAGUGAUAACAGACUUUCGCUGCAUCCGCCGCACUCCCUUCACCAAAUCCACCUGGGGUCAGUGUCAAAAUAGAGUCAAUAAGACCGGAGGUGAGAUCGGGUGCAGGCGUCUAGAUCGGCGCAGACCUGCACCUAGGCGUGCCAGUACACUUCCACUUGUCACGGGUGUGCAUCACCAAUAACGCCUGCCGUGCCCUGACCUGGCGUGGUCCGUUUUAGGAGGCGUCGACCACUCCAGCGUUCAACGAAUCGGCAUAGUAAAAACUAACAAAUCCCUAAUUGAAACAGGCAUGCACGGCAGAAAUUAUUGAGGCCAAAUUAAUUUCGUGACGGCUUAUCGAGUGCAGCCCGUCUCUGCAUAACAUAGGUAACGAGUGCAAGUGCACAGCAGUACGAAUUUGUACAGAAUGUCAGUGCAUAAGAGCAAGGUCAAUGUUCAAGGCAGUGAAUAAUCAGAUGAAAGACCUUUCCAUAAGCAUCAUAUAGGAAAGAGGGAGACGGAAUGUUAUGCAGAGACGGGCUGCACUUGAUAAGCCGUCACGAAAUUUAUUGGCCCCAAUAAAUUCUGCUGUAUAUACUUAAUGAUCAUCGACCAAAGGUCUGCAAUUUGAAUCCAAGACCCUGAAACCCCGGGUUCGGUUAUGUGUGAUUGAGGAUAGCAAAUAAACCACAAAUUGCUAUUCAAGUCCAUGCUGUCCGAGAUCUCGCAGCCACGUUCAUUCCUAAAGCUGUCAUUUCUCCCUCUUGUUACCUGAUCUCGUGGCCACGAAGUGAAAUUUAUGGCCGACUUCACCAGGUGGACGGCGAUAUCGAAAAAAAGGAUGGUCGUUUGGUACGGCCAGUUUAUGCACAUCUAUUCAGUAGUUAUAAUUCCUUUGGGUAUGACCUGCAUGAUUGUAAAGAGCUUCUGCAUUAAAUUUAAUGGCUGACGCCUGGUUUGCCCACCUGAUUCCAAGUAUUUCAUCUAUCUGCACCAUCCAUUCUCGCAGCAUCAGCAUCAGCAUCAGCAGCAGCAGCAGCAGCAGCAGCAGCAGCAGCAGCAGCAGCAGCAGCAGCAGCAGCAGCAGCAGCAGCAGCAGCAGCAGCAGCAGCAGCAGCAGCAGCAGCAGCAGCAGCAGCAGCAGCAGCAGCAGCAGCAGCAGCAGCAGCAGCAGCAGCAGCAGCAGUUUUAG
This is a messenger RNA of Spirometra erinaceieuropaei, 10406 nucleotides long. Lineage: Eukaryota; Metazoa; Platyhelminthes; Cestoda; Diphyllobothriidea; Diphyllobothriidae. The record is from the annotation of a GenBank genome assembly.